This is a messenger RNA of Orycteropus afer afer, 372 nucleotides long. The record is from RefSeq and is a predicted model, not a curated record. Lineage: Eukaryota; Metazoa; Chordata; Mammalia; Tubulidentata; Orycteropodidae.
AUGACUACAGGUUAUACAGAGUCCCUGGGUGGCGCAAACAGAUUCAAAAGAGCGAUACAAGUGGAAUCUCAAAGAAUGGCCACCUUGAGCUCUACCUACUGGAACGAAACCUCCACAUCUGUUUAUCAGUACCUCAGUUUUCAAGUUCAAAAGAUUUACCCUUUCCACGACAACUGGAAUACUGCCUGCUUUGUCAUCCUCCUUUUAUUUGUAUUUACAGUAGUGUCUUUAGUGGUGCUGGCCUGCCUUUAUGAAGUGCUUGACUGCUGCUGCUGUGUAAAAAACAAAACCGUGAAUGACUUGAAAAAUGAACCUAACCCCCUAAGAAGUAUGAUGGACAACAUAAGAAAACGUGAAACUGAAGUGGUCUAG